Molecule: messenger RNA, 591 nt
Organism: Pseudophryne corroboree (corroboree frog)
Lineage: Eukaryota; Metazoa; Chordata; Amphibia; Anura; Myobatrachidae
Product: olfactory receptor 2T5-like
Exons: 1
Coding region: 1-591 (196 amino acids)
Biological process (GO): G protein-coupled receptor signaling pathway
Cellular component (GO): membrane
Molecular function (GO): olfactory receptor activity; odorant binding
Source: RefSeq, a predicted model, not a curated record
AUGGCAUAUGACAGAUAUGUUGCUAUAUGUGACCCUUUACACUAUCACACUAUUUUAAACAGGAAACACAGUCUUGUGUUGGCAUCAGGCACUUGGCUGUCAGGAAGCUUAAACUCACUUGUGAUUACAAUCCCAGCAUCACACAUGUCCUUCUGUCAUUCUCGCACCAUACACCAGUUUUUCUGUGAUGCCAAAGCUCUGGCUUACAUCUCCUGUGCUGGUGGUGAAGACUUUGUUAUAGUAGUCUACAUGGAAGUAUUGACAUAUGGAACCUUUCCUGUCCUGUUCUGUGUAACAUCAUACAUAAAAAUUAUCAGGGUCAUCUUGCAGAUAAAAUCUAGGGAAGGAAGAAAGAAAGCCUUCUCCACCUGCUCAUCCCACCUCACUGUCGUCUUUAUGUUCUAUAUGACAGCUUUGACUGUGUACAUGUUGCCACCAUCAGAAUACUCAAGUGUCCUAGAACCAUUGUCUAGUGUACUAUACGCAGUUGUUAUUCCAAUGAUAAACCCUCUGAUCUACAGUCUACGGAACAAAGACAUGAAAUGUGCUCUGCUGAGAUUACUGAGGGUGGGGGGCAUGACAAAGUAUUGA